AUGUUGUCUCUGAGAGAAAUUUGCACAAACUCUUUGCUAUGGACCAUUUCCAUAUCUCUCGUGAGCGGCCAAAGAACGACAUACACAGGUUGCCACAACCACACGGAAACUUCUGUUGCCGUUGAGUAUUGUUACGGUCCGGAUGGCGCAGAGACAGCUCGUGCCACACAUGCCGUCACUGUGGCUACCAGCCUCCCCGAAAGCGUGAGCGCUUCAGCGACUGCAGAGGCCCAAACCACUGCUGUGACAGGAUGCCAUAGCCACGAAACAGCAGUGUUUUGCAUCAACGGGGCGGGCGACGAGGUGCACGUUGAGGCUACUCCGACAGGAGAAGUCCCUCCAGCGUACACUGGCUGCCAUGCGCAUGGCGCUGAGAUGUACUGUAUGGACCCAGCCGGCAACGACGUCACAGUCCAUGCCGAGGGUGAAGAGGCCGCAGAAGAAGGGCAUACAGAUGCACAUGGAGAAUCGGAGGGGCAGAGCUGCCAUUUCCAUGCAGGUGUUGAGCAUUGUGUCGGCGGGAGCGAAGAAGUCUCUUGCGGCCUUCGCGAGCGCGAGUACAACGUAGGACUGCGAAUCGGGUCGCUGUUCAUAGUCCUCGUUACCAGUGCUAUCGGUGUGCUCGCCCCCUUACUCUUACACAAGCUCGUGAUCGGCAAGAUUGGAGCGACUGUCUUGAUGGCCGUCAAGCAGUUUGGCACUGGCGUAAUCAUCUCUACCGCCUUCAUCCACUUGAUGUUCACAAACGAUUGCAUCGGUGAGCUCUCGUACGAGGCAACCACCAGCGCCAUAGUCAUGGUCGGCAUCUUCCUCUCGUUCCUGGUCGAGUAUGUCGGCCUCCGUAUCGUCGCUGCGCACGCUGCCCGGCACCCUAAAACGUCUACGACAGAGACGUUCGGAGAGCGAAAUAAGGCCAAUUCGAAUACCCCACCCCCUGAACAGAACCGAAACGCCUUCGUAUCGCUCGACCACCAUCAUGUCGGGCCCAAUAGCCAUCUAUCCGUUUUGGUCAUGGAAGCUGGAAUUCUUUUCCACAGCGUUCUGAUUGGCCUCACGCUCGUUGUUGCUGGGGACUCGUUCUACCAAACACUGCUCAUAGUGAUAGUCUUCCACCAGUUUUUUGAAGGUCUUGCCCUAGGGGCCCGAAUCUCUCUGUUGCCGGGCUCUAUCUUCCCUUCGAAGCUUGUCAUGGCUACUGCCUUCGCUCUGAUUACUCCAAUUGGGAUGGCGAUCGGUAUUGGCGUACUAGACACGUUCAACGGAAACAAUCCUAGCACGGUCAUUACUUUCGGUACGCUAGAUGCCCUGUCUGCGGGUAUCCUCAUUUGGGUCGGAGUCGUCGAUAUGUGGGCAAGAGACUGGGUCAUCGAAGGUGGCGAGCUUCUGUCGAGCGGCAUCUUGAAGACACUUGGUGCCGGGGCUUCGCUCUGCGCUGGUAUCGUACUGAUGGGUGUCCUUGGGAAGUGGGCUUAG
Molecule: messenger RNA, 1473 nt
Organism: Diaporthe amygdali
Lineage: Eukaryota; Fungi; Ascomycota; Sordariomycetes; Diaporthales; Diaporthaceae
Product: zip zinc
Exons: 4
Coding region: 1-1473 (490 amino acids)
Biological process (GO): zinc ion transmembrane transport
Cellular component (GO): plasma membrane
Molecular function (GO): zinc ion transmembrane transporter activity
Source: RefSeq, a predicted model, not a curated record